This is a messenger RNA of Scatophagus argus, 1190 nucleotides long. It is a transcript of the gene pithd1, whose product is annotated as PITH (C-terminal proteasome-interacting domain of thioredoxin-like) domain containing 1. NCBI's taxonomy places the organism in Eukaryota, Metazoa, Chordata, Actinopteri, Scatophagidae. Gene Ontology annotation, cellular component: nucleus. The coding region runs from base 161 to 796 and encodes 211 amino acids. The transcript has 6 exons. The record is from RefSeq and is a predicted model, not a curated record.
UUCCAACGCUUGGUCACUUGACAUAAAGUCGCGUCGCUUCAGGCCGCGAAGUGAACUUUGUCGUUUCACUUUGUUGAAACACACUGGACGAAAGGUUGGCGCUAACGGCUUCACUUUGUCCGAGCUACCCGUAACGGAAAGCAGCGUUUUGAGCUCCACGAUGUCCGGCCACGGCCACGGUCACGGACACGGACACAGCUGCGGGUGUGAGGGGGAGCACGAGCCCUCGGAGAGGGGCCUGGAAUACGGACUGUACCGGCGGAUCGACCUGGAGAAGCUGCAGUGCCUGAACGAGAGCAGAGACGGUGAUGGAAAGCUUGUGUUCAAACCGUGGGACCAGCGGAACAACCGGGACAAGUAUGUCGAGAGCGACGCAGAUGAGGAGCUGCUGUUCAACAUCCCUUUUACAGGCAGCGUGAAGCUGAAAGGCAUCAUCAUCUCUGGAGAAGAUGACGACUCUCAUCCGGCUGAGAUACGACUCUACAAGAACAUCCCUCAGAUGUCCUUCGAUGACACAGGCAGAGAACCCGAGCAGGCCUUCAGACUCAACAGAGACCCUCUCGCUGAGCUGGAGUACCCAACAAAGGUCGCUCGUUUUUCCAACGUUCAUCACCUCUCCAUCCACAUCUCGAGGAACUUUGGAUCAGAGAGCACCAGGGUUUACUACAUCGGUCUGAGGGGAGAAUACUCUGAGGCUCACAGACAUGAAGUGACCAUCUGUAACUAUGAGGCAGCAGCAAACCCUGCGGAUCACAAAGUGGAGAGCAUCAUCCCACAGACCAACUUCAUUUCCUGAAAGCUUCAAAGAGUCAGGAGGAAGAGGAGCGGGAGGAGGAAGAGGAGGAGGUGGAGGAGAGGUUUCAGUGGCGUCUGCUUGGCAGGUGUCAUAGAGUCAGAGAGGAGUCCAAACGCUGCUUAUCGGCAGGUUGGUUGAGCUCGACCGGGACUGAGCACAGAAAUCUGAAGACCAGAGAGCUUCAGGUGUGUCUGGAAGUGCCGAAGGUGUCGCUCUGUUUUCUGUGGCAGCAAACAGUGAAGGCUUAAUGUGGGCAAGAAGCUUAAUAAUAAACGCAUGAAACAUUUGACACUGUUGUUAUCAGAUUAACCCGUACGCUCUGAUUCAUGUCUAAUGAUCUCCACCACUUCUAUAAAGUGACAGCUACUCUUAAAUAAAACGCUGAAGGCUGGAA